Molecule: messenger RNA, 642 nt
Organism: Capronia epimyces CBS 606.96
Lineage: Eukaryota; Fungi; Ascomycota; Eurotiomycetes; Chaetothyriales; Herpotrichiellaceae
Exons: 3
Biological process (GO): protein lipidation; macroautophagy; protein modification by small protein conjugation
Cellular component (GO): intracellular anatomical structure
Molecular function (GO): Atg12 transferase activity
Source: RefSeq, a predicted model, not a curated record
AUGGCGGCUCUUCAAGCAUUUCCGAGCAUAAGCGAGGCUGAAUUUGCGGAAGCAUGCCAGGCUUUGGAAUCUCGGGCAUUGGAUCGGCUGGACGGCACGGACUGGUUGAGUGUAAGAUGGUCUGGAGAAGAUCUCUUCAUCAAACAGAGGCGAAGGGCCAUGGAUUCUGGUCAGGAUGGCCGCAAUGAAAAUCCAGAUGAAGCACGCAGUGAAGAGAACAUGGACAACGUCGAGGAUGCAUGUCCUGAAACCCUUGUUCCCAACAGACACGGCUUCGAUUCCUUUUCCAUCGACUUUUCCGUAACCUUAUCUCCAACAUACUGUGUUCCCGUCCUUUGGUUCUCGCGCCAACCUAACGCGGACGAAAAAGCCUUCAGUCUUGAACAGGUGUACAGCCAAUUGGUGCCACACACACUCCACGCACCACUGCAAAGUGUUGGUGUUAUGGGAGGGAUCAGUACGGCGCAUCAUCCAAUCUCAGAUCGGCCGACUUUCUUCAUCCAUCCGUGCAAUACCCAGGAGGCUCUUUCGGUGCUCCGCUCUGACCAUGCAUUGACUCCGGAAGGGUAUCUCAUCCUUUGGCUGGGUUUGGUCGGAACCUCCGUUGGCCUCCAUGUUCCCAGUAAAAUUUUCGAAACGGAG